Amoebophrya sp. A25 is the source of this 543-nucleotide messenger RNA. Lineage: Eukaryota; Dinophyceae; Syndiniales; Amoebophryaceae. The record is from the annotation of a GenBank genome assembly.
GCUCAUGAACUGUGCUUCUCGUUGACAAUGCCUCAAGUAACACCAGUUAUGCAUACAGGAAACUUAUCAAACAAUCUGUCCACUUCAGGCAAUAAAUAAUUUCUCUAGGGACCACCUGCACAAACUAGGAAUCUUUUACCUUCUACCUUGUUGAGUCUUUAAAUUUUUGUGUCGCAUCAACCAACAUCAAAAAAACAAUGUCUCUGUUUUGCAACCGUUUCUUGCUUCUUUCGUUUCUCCCCUCUGUGGUAGAAGCUGCACUACUUAGUAGAGUGGAACGACUGCAAUCCAGAUCGACGUAUGCCUCAUCCACCGAUUACCCGACACCUACAGGGAAUGAGAGCGCUUAUGAUAUGGGAAUAUUCGUAGUUACCGGACUCACUUUAGAGCAUAAGAUAGUCUCACUUUGUGCCAUUUCCGAGGGAAAUGGCUGCCAUGGAUCUAGACCCACAAUGGGUUGUUGAUAGACCGCGUGACACCGUUGAAGAUGGGACCAUAGACGGAAACUGCUUGGAAGUAAGCGGGUUUCGCUCGCCGUUAUGG